Medioppia subpectinata is the source of this 923-nucleotide messenger RNA. Lineage: Eukaryota; Metazoa; Arthropoda; Arachnida; Sarcoptiformes; Oppiidae. The record is from the annotation of a GenBank genome assembly.
UCCUUAAGGUUAUCUCAAUUGUAAUCUUAUUUAUAAAUAUAAUUGUGUGCACAGAAUAUAUGUGCGGAAUUCCGGGAACUUCUCUCAAAAGUAGUCUUAAAACGGAACUCAAUAAUGAAAAAGCAGUGGCAGAAGGUUUCAAAGUUAAAUACAGCUGUGAUUAUAACGACGCGCCGUUUCUAAUCGGUUACAAUGAAAGAGAGUGUAUGGACGGCAUAUGGACUCAAUCCAUACCUAAAUGUGCAACUCUAUAUACGGGCAAAUAUGUCUACAACUAUACCCUAAACGGCAAUGCAAUCAACAUAUCACUGGAAAAUUCUGCCAAAAUUUCGGGACUCGCAGUGAAAGUGUCAUCAAUAGAGCCGAUAGGAGUGGUCAAUAUAAAGCACAUCCCAUCGCCCGAGUGUUUUGUGGCCAACAUAACAGUCAAAGAGACGCUUUCCGUACAUUUGCCCAAAAGAUAUUCAACAUUAUUUCAUUGCCCGACAAAAGACGUCGACUAUUGGACGCAUCCAAUCGUGUCGUGGAUUUUGAUUACAUUCAGCGAGAAAUUCCGAAACUGCGAACUCGUCCCCUCUUUGACUGUUAUGUUGGCCACAAAACACUCGGGCGAUGGGAUGUGCUUUAUAUUGACCACUCCUAUCGGCUCUAUCGAUGACACUUUCACUGCGAGUCCCGAAAUUUUGGCAGAAUUUUCCAGUGAUAUGUUGAUUGCAUUGCCGUUUAGGCGCAAUGACAGCCAAAACAUGAAGCUAAAUAUGCAGUACUUAGAAGUAGUCUUGGUAAAAGUGUUGCACUCACGGGCCGUGAUCGUGAGUGAACUGAAUGUUCUCAAUGGAGAGAAGCAAUGGUCGCUCGUAUUUGGCCGACGGAUCAGUUAUAGCGAGACAAACGCCGAGACAUCACUGCAUUUGGUGGAGACU